Paramuricea clavata is the source of this 7720-nucleotide messenger RNA. Lineage: Eukaryota; Metazoa; Cnidaria; Anthozoa; Malacalcyonacea; Plexauridae. The record is from the annotation of a GenBank genome assembly.
UUCUAUUUCAUUGAUGGCGGAAAAUUUGAAAAUCUUCAUAUAAAAAUCUGUGUUCUAGAUUUCGAAAAUUAUCAUCAUUUAAACGAGUCAAGGAGAAAUCAAAUACUUGUAAGUGUUUUGCAAUGCUUUUGGAAGCAUUUAAUUAUUGUGAUUUAGUAUAUUAUUUCUCCCGAUUCCGUACAAACGUCAAAUAUAAUCUAUAUACUAUAUGGUCAAGUGAAAUGCCGAGAUUCAUGCAAUGCUUUUUUUUAAUACAGUUUGCGAUAUGCGCACUAUGAAAUCACGGUGCGCUUACUGUCAUUAAUUUUCCAGCAUUAGUUUUUUUGGAGAUUGUGUUAUUAUAAUUUUAUAUGGGAACUGGGAAAACUGAAUCAUCAAUCAUGCAUGCACAUCAAUGUCUAUCCCUCGGUCUAUACUAUACAUGCAUGGCAUGACCAUACAUGUAUAGCCCUACCCUGGGGGCGAAGGGCAACUUCGAUCAGCUUACAGUAUUUCAAUUUUCUGUGAUAAAAUGUUAAUCACUAAAGCAGUAAUUUAUACGUACUUUGCAAUGUUUCUUGCCCCCUUUAUCAUAAUUUUUCUCUCAGGCAAUUGGGAGAUUUCAUUUUGUGCUUAAUACAGAACUACUACCUAACAACAUCAGCAAGCCCGGGGACAAUGCACCCUGCCUAUUUAUUUUACUUAUUAUAAACAGUAGUGUUCCACUUUAAUGGGUUAAUAAGUUAGUAAAUAACUGCAGCACAAUUGUAUAUUUAAUAUCUACAGACAUCAAAAUGUUGAGCCGAGCUAUGAACUACUUGAAACGGAAGAGAAGUGACAAGGGAGUCACUACCACUGGUGAGCCAAGUCAGGCAAUAGUUCCUUACAUUCCACAGAGUGAGGUAGGGAAAUAACUAGACAAGUAUGCAAUUUUCUUUGAAAUGCACAUGACCAUGCAUGCACACAUGGAUCAGGCCAACUUGAGAUUAGGACUAAUGAAAGGGAGUACUUGGCAAGCCCCCUCCCCAACUUGAUCUUGCUUGGGGCCCAGGAAUCUCAGAUAUUGCAUGUGCACCCUAAAUUAUAUGGUACAAUAUACGCACAUAUUAAUAUAUUAUAUUAACCUCCUGAAACUGGGAACAAGGACUAGUGAGAAAGGAAAAUACAUUAUUUCAGGGCUGGAUUUUUAUUGCAGCACUCACAGCAAUUGUCGUAGUUCAAAAUGAGAAUGUUGUGGAUCAACUGUGGAUAAUGAUGGCAGUUUUAUGCCGUAGUAUAGAUUUUUAGGGAAUUGGUAUUAAUUAAUAAAAGUAUACAAAGAGAAAUACAUAUACACAAAGGGAAAUAUUAUUCAUUUCACAUCAAUAUUCCUUCACAAUUUACAGUAUAGAUUUUUAUCGUUUUUUUGUAUCAGUGUUUUAAUAUGAAAAAUUCUGCAAUAUUUUAAAAAUUGAAUAAAGAAAGAUUUCUUUGCAGACUUCUAAUAAUUAUUAAUUUAUUAGAAGUCUGCAAAGAAAUCUUUCUUUAUAUUGGGUCGUUCCAGAAAAGAUCCAUACUCCCCCCACAGAGGAAAUUUCUGCCGUCCGGAGGGGGAGGGGAGAAAAAAAAAUUGUUUCUGAUAAUAGUAAAUGUAUUAGGACAUCCGAAGGGGGUAGGGGGUUAACUUCCUAUUUCCUCCGUGGGGGUGGUAUGGAUGUUUUCUGGAAUGACCCAUAAAAAUAUUGCAGAAUUUUUCAUAUUGAAACACCGAUACGAAAAACGAUAGAAAAUCGAUAAAUUGUGAAAAAAAUGUUGAUGUGAAAUGAAUGAUGAUUUCUCUUUGUGUAUAUGUCUUUACUUUUUUCAAAUUUACAAACGUUUCCCUUUUUACCUAUGUAAACACUGACCUCUCUAAGUGCAAAAGAAAUGCAGAAAAAGUAAAUUUCUACCACAAGCUGUCACCCACAAUGCAUCUGGCAUAUUACAUGAAAAAUGCCGUAGAAUUGGCGGGAAUUACUGUGGAGGUUUUUUGUAAAAAUAUGGUGAAAUAUGCUUACCAGAAAGUACCCAGCUUUGGCUUUUGAGCCUCGUUUUCGUGAUUUGAGAUGUUCAGGGUUUAUUAGAGUCAUUUUAACAAGUUACAGGUGGACUAGCUCAUUUACGAAAUCAAUUACACUGUUAUAUUAGAUAAUAGAAAAGACCUUUAUACAGUAUAAUUAGGCCAUCUGUGUAAAGAUAAACGUCUCUAAAGUCGAUAUCUCGUUGCUGAAAACGAAGCUCACUGUAUAUUAUAGUCAUGCAAGGCUACUGUUGGUAUUACUUGCAUGAAAGAGUUAUUCUAGGCCUGCAUUAUUUAGCAUGCAAUAACAGUACACCAGUAACAAUCUGCGGAUGUCUUAUCAAUUUCACUUUACCACGUAAACAGGCACCAAUGCACCAUGCUUUAUUGUUUUUUGCUUUAAAUGUAAAAGAAGGAAGACAGCACUGUGAAAAAAGAGGGAUUAUUUGCAAGAGCUUUUCGCAAAAUUAAAAGACGAAUCUUGCGUGUUUAUCAACCCAAAGUUCCAGCAAUAUGUUUGUGCAAGACUCCAGCCAAUGGGACGAGAACACAGGCAAGAUACGAGAUAACACCACAGCAUGUUGAAAAAGAAUCGAUUAAUCACUUACUGCCAAGGUACAUGGUUAAAUAUUACGAAAAUCAUUGAAGUAAAAUAAAUAUACCGAACAACUAUAUCGGGCGGUAUACUCUAAGACUAAAGGUUAAACUGCUAUUAAAUAAAAAAGCCUACAGUAAACAUUGCAGGAUCGUGAUCUUUGCUCUGUUUGAACCAUACCAAUCUGAUUACUGUAUAUACAUGCAAUAGUAUUAGGAAUAACUUUGUUCAAGACAGAAAUGGCAUGGUGCAUGAUAAGCUACAGUAUUGGCUAUUUCGGCCAGCCUAUAUGAAGCUGCGUUCUGUACGUACCUUCUAAUGGGUUACCCAACGUUUUUGUUGGUCCAGGGCCUAGGACUAGGCCCUGGCUAGGUUUUGUUGGUCAGGACUUGGCUGAGCCUGAGGUCGGAGGGACAUUUAUAGGGAAUAUACAACUACAGCAGCUGUACCUGAAAAAUACAAGCAAAACUUCGUAUAUAAAUUAAAUUUAAAAAAAUUAAAUUUUAUUUAAAUUAAAUUUUUUAAAUUUUUUUUUUUUUUUAAAUUUUAUUAAAUUUUAUUAUUAGAUAUCCAUCUUUGGCAUAUAGAAAUACAAUGGAUUUACAAGUUAAAAAUAUUAUACUAAAAUACAUAUAUAACCUAUGAGAAUGUAAAACUUAGAAAGUUUAAAAAGUUUUAUAUACAUAUGUACAAUGAUCUAAUUUCAUGAGUUGGUUAAUCUACACGCCCUUGGGAUAAAAGACGUACUAUGCCUGUGUGUUUUUGAGAGCUGUCUUGGAGUGCUGUCUCUGGUCCUUCUCAGUUCGUAAGUGUGAUUCUUAUUACCAGAUAGGAAACGAUUACAUGGGUUGUUUGGGACUUCCACGAUCCUUUUCAGCUCGUUGCAUGUUGCCUUGUCCCUUCUUUCUUUUAGUGUAGGGAGGGUAUCUUUCUCCAAUCCUAGGAUUCUCAAGCUUCUUUGUUGAACACGUUCAAUUUCUACUUCAAGAUAUUUAGGGAUUCCACCCCAAACUGGAGAGGCGUAUUCAAGUAUUGGCCGGAUCUUCGACGUAUAUGUUAAUAAACCAAUCUCGGGUGGUAGGAAGGAUUUCCUACACUCUCUGAGAAGGAAUAAUAGCUUAUUUGCUCUUUUUGUUAUUUUACAAACAUGGGUAUUCCACUUUAAAUCAUUUUGCACCCAUACACCGAGAAGUUUGAAGGAGUUUACUCUUUCUAUUUCAAUUCCAUCCGUUUGUAUAGGUGGGGGUUCAGGAGAGGAUUGGGAAAAACUGAUCCACAUGUCCUUAGUUUUUUUGGGAUUCACCACCAUUUUAUUAUCAUUGGCCCAAUUCAUCACUUGAUUAGUCGAUUCCUGCAUGUUUGAAAGGGCUCCGUUUGCAACGACCUCAUAUAGUUCUUUCAUUUCCAUUAGCGCUAGAUUUUUGAUGGGCUCGGUUCCAGCCGUUUGGCAUCCAAGUCCAACAUUUUUCUUGUCUCUUUCAGAUACUACAUCCUCAAUCAGUUUGUCGACAUGCGAGAAUCAAGAAAUUUUGAAUUCAAAACUGGUGGUGGUGCUUAUCCUAUUCAUAUAUUACCAGAGGUUAGAUAACAAUCUUGUAAGAAGAGCGCAUGCCCAUGUUACCGCGAGCUCUCUACAAUUCUCAUGACAAUAGAGGGAGUGUGAAGAAGAGUAUCGUUGGUUAAGAAGCAAUUUUUUUCAAUGUCACGUAUUUGCAAUGAAAAGUGUUCAAAACCUAAAAUCUUUUUGGCGUCCCUCUCAAAAUUACUUUGUUUUAGCUUUAUUCUCUAGUUUAUAGAGUUGCCUACCUUAUUUUUAAAUGCAUCUGCCGGUUGAGAAACAUAAAAUAAUAGUUAAAAAUUGUCAAUUAAAAUACAAUUAUCAAUGAUGCUUUAAAAUUGAUGCCAUAUUUACAGCCAUAUAAGCAAAACUUACUGAACUUCAGACAUCAUUUUCUCUUUGGCGUAUCAUCUAAAAUCUCUUCAUUUUAGCAUUAUUUUGCAGAUAAAGCACUAAACAUACUUUUUAAGUUUGUUUGCCGAUUAAACGUAUCGAAAAAUUUUGAAUUUAGUCAUAACCUCAAGCGAUAUAUUAUACGCAUUAGUUUUGAGCGUGUGUUACGCAACAUACAAAAAAAUCUCCUCUUAAUGUUAUUUUUUAUUUAUUAUACGAAGGCAGAAUGGACCUAUUCCCUAAUGAACAAAAUUUUGAUCUUGACAAGUCUAGACAACCAUUUCACCACAGCUUGAAAGAGCAUCACAACAUUAGUAAUAUUCCGAAGUUUCGUUGCGAAAUGUUGUAAAAUGCGGAUAAUUUAGCCCUGCGAAGUUUGCCGUUUUUCAGUCAUUUUGUAUUACGCGCGGGAAAUCGAUACCUUUUUUCAGAAAGCGGUAUCAAUUUCCUGUGCGUAAUACAAAAUGACUGAAAAACGGCAAACUUCGCAGUGCUAUAUUAUCCGCAUUUUACAACAUUUCGCAAGGAAACUUCGGAAUAUUACUAAUUUUGUGAUGCUCUUUCAAGCUGUGGUGAAAUGUUUGUCUGGACUUGUCUAGAUCAAAAUGUUAUUCAUUAGGGAAUAUAUAGGUCCAUUAAUAGCGUUACCCACCACCGGAUGGCGAUGUACUGUAAAUCAUAUUUAUUUUUAUACAGCACAUCAGAAAAUAUGGUUCAGCCUUUCUUAACUGUGAUGGUGGAGUUUUGAUUGCUGGAAUUUUAGACAAUGGUAAUUGAUUCUUGACUAAUUAGCAGUGAUUACAGUAUAUGUACAAUAAGUUUGAUUUUGAAAGACUAUUCUUGGCGGAAUUUGCAUAUAUCCCUUCGUCCCGGCUCACUAUUCUUUUCAUAAACUUUUUAACAUAUCAAGUAUUAUAUACAGUAACUAAUACAUUUUCUCCUUACUGCAUGCAUGCCUAAUCCUUUUUUCUUUGUAUGGCGUUUGUCAUGGAAUCAACGUGAAACUAAAACCAUUAUAUAUAUAAUUAUAUAUCUGUUCAUAUACCUCAGACACAACCCAAAUUGGCACCAGGCUAAUUUUUACCUCACUCUAUCAUUUUUAUAGGCCUAGUUAAAGGCAUUUUUUGCGAUCGCAGGAUGCAAGACAGAAUUCGUUCAACUGUAGAAAGAGAAAUGUCUGAAUUUUAUCCGCCUGUUCAUAAAAACUUAUACAGGUACAAUAUGCACAUUAGUGUUUUCUACUAUAUCCUGUAUCCUCUUUUAAGCUGCAAUUCUAUCUAGUGUAUUGUCCAUGAAGUUCCCUAAUAUUAGGUUCUAGGCCAAUGCACCUAGUAAUACCUGCAGACAUUGUUCUUGCUUAAUGUAAAGUGAAUGAAGAAUACAGCUGAACAUAUCUGAAUUUCUAUUUUAUAGCGUGUAUUUUAUUCCAAUAUUUGACCGCAGACUAGGACAAUACCUCGUUAACAUACAAGUGGUUGAGAUUGUGUUUAAAGGAGGAGAACCGCUGGCAUUGUACGAAUGUGGUCGUCACAUGGUAUGUCAAAUUUGGCAUGGGCAGUGUAUAUUCUUACAGAAUGUGCCCAAUAAGCAAGCUGAAACGUCCUACAGCAUGCUUUUAUUUUCAUUACAAGAAUGUCUACUCCCACAUAAUCUCUAUACACAUCACGAUCUACACCUCAAAAACGAGUACGCGUAUACUAUAUAUACAGUUUAAAAAUCAUUAAUAAUUCACGAGGAAAAUACAAAAGAAAUGAAUGUUUAAUCAAUGUUUGUAAAUCGGAUAAAGAUUUGUCCUGAUUUACAUAAACUUCAGCUUUGAUUUUCUCGGCUUAGACAAAUGAAUGUUUAUUUUUAAGAUUACUUCGCCAAUGAACUCAUAAGAUGGUACGGCUCGAGUUUGUAUAUCAGAUACAGAUCGGCUGCUCAUGUUUUAUCUAGUACUUAGUAGUUAUACCAGGCCUAUCGGUAGAUAAAAGAUUUUGUGUAAACCAAUUUAAGACUCCCUGCCAAGCUACAGGUUUCACUGUUUCUAAUACUGUAGUGUGCUGUUCUACAACCAUCAAUCUCCACAUAUGGCAAAUUAUUUAAAAAACAGAAUUGGAAUUUUAAAAUAAGCAAGUUUUAUUUCAAUAUAAUGUAAGAUGACAAAAAUUUUCUGCAUGUGAGAAACUUUACUACGAAGAUAUUUUAUUAAGAAUUUCCUGCUGCUGGCGCUGCCUGACAUUUUACAGCACUGCAUGUCAGUUAUUAAGGCCCGGUCACACUACACAACGAUAACGAUACGAUAAAUUGUAAACACGCGAUAAUUGUCAAAAAAAUUGUGUUAGUGUCCACACAACAACGAAAAUGAUAAAAUUAUCGUUAGACGAUAACGAUAACGAUUUUAAAAUCGCUGACCUGAGUGAUUUUUUUUUUCAGUCGGACGAUGACCAAUCAGCGCGCGUAUACAAGUUAUCGUAUCGUUAUCGUUGUGUAGUGUGACCUGGGCUUUAGUACAACCCUGUGACGAUUCAAACCUCAUCCCCAGGCUUCAAUGGGCAUUAGAUCGAGCGACUCGCGGCUGAACACCCAGAGUGUUUUAGUUGUAUAUGUUUAUUUUUCAGGUAUAUUUGAAACGUGAAGGCAGUGUAGACGGCCCGCUAUCUCCUUUACGUAUCAAGGAUAUUGUGCUACGUAAAUAUCGCUCGGUACGUUAAUUAUUCUCCUUGGUUUGCCUUUGAAGUAACUUUUACUAAUUUUGAGUACAAACUUAAUGAGUACUGAUAAAUGAUAUUUUCGUCCACACAGGUUUUGGCAGAACGACGUGAACAAAAUGUUACAUUGCUGUCACCUUGAUAUAAGUUGCGAAUACUCUGAGAGGAGAUGUGAGGAUUAUACUAAACUCCUAUAUUUACGUGCCCGCAUGGUUUAUGGUAGGACGGCACAAUAUAUAGUACACUGACAGUCUACUAAACACAUAUGUUAUAUGCUAUCACAAUACGGUGAUAAAACUCGAAGACUCGUGAGUUAGGAACGAACUAUUAGUAUUAUAUAUUUUUAUACAGAAACAGAGUUAUGUUGUAAAGAUUGUUUGGAAUAUCUUAAAUUGUUAAUAUUGAAUACAUUGUUUUGUUUUUUUGACUAUUUGCUAUAUUAAAUAUACAGUACAAUAUGUGGC